Molecule: messenger RNA, 369 nt
Organism: Staurois parvus
Lineage: Eukaryota; Metazoa; Chordata; Amphibia; Anura; Ranidae
Source: the annotation of a GenBank genome assembly
UCUACAAUCUUAGCUUUCAUGAGGCGGCUUCUAGUGUACAGUUAAAAGUAUUCACUGAUUAUAUAGAAUCAUGGACAAAAUGAUGGACAGUCCCAAGGCACCCUUUAAAACUAUGGACAGUCCCGAGGCACCCUUUAAAAUUAUGGACAGUCCCAAGGCACCCUUAAAAUUAUGGACAGCCUUGAGGCACCCUUUAAAAUUAUGGACAGUUCCGAGGCACCCUUUAAAAUUAUGGACAGUCCUGAGGCACCCUUUAAAAUUAUAGACAGUCCCGAGGCACCCUUUAAAAUUAUAGACAGUCCCGAGGCACCCUUUAAAAUUAUGGACAGUCCCGAGGCACCCUGUAAAAUUAUGGACAGUCCCGAGGCA